Molecule: messenger RNA, 746 nt
Organism: Phoenix dactylifera (date palm)
Lineage: Eukaryota; Viridiplantae; Streptophyta; Magnoliopsida; Arecales; Arecaceae
Product: FCS-Like Zinc finger 17-like
Source: RefSeq, a predicted model, not a curated record
CACAACCCUCAUCCCAUUGCUAAAGAGGCCCCCCCAACUCCUUUCUCUUCUUUCCUUCCACCCUCCUCCCUUACCUUCUCUUCUUCUCCUCAAGAUGCUCCCAAGAACAAAGAGCAUCUUCCAUCCAUUGGAGGAAGGUGGUGAGGCUGCCAAUACUGGAGUAGGCAUUAAUGGAGGGCUCAAGAACUUGGCACAAGCACCCGAAGGCCUCGUAGGUCUCCGGAUUCUGAUACAGCAAACCGGGCAAGGAGAGAACAUUGUUAUCAAGUCUACGUUGAAGUCAUGCAGGCCAACUGCUAGGGCUCCCCAAAGUCCCAUGAAUUUUCAGCAGUUAGGCUUCCUUAAGGCAUGCUUCCUGUGCAAGAGGGAACUAAGCCCUGAGAAGGAUGUUUACAUGUAUAGGGGUGACCAAGGAUUUUGUAGCGUGGAAUGUCGUGGCCAGCAAAUUUUGAUAGAUGAAAAAAGAGAGUUUGAAACAUCUACAAAAGAGCAGGUUGGGGUGCCUCGUUAUCAUCGUGCCAGCUCUAAUCGCCGCCGGCGGAUCUCAGCCGCAGCGUAGACAACCUUAUAUAAUCAUAAUGGAGAAGCCCUAACCAUAAUAUCAUGUAUUUUUUGUUCCUUUUUCCUUGCUUUUAUUUGGAAAAAAGGCUUUACGUUCAGCAAGUGCAUUAUAUAAUACAUCUUGGAGGUGUAAAAUAAAAGAGGCUGUAUCAUCUUGUUCUUUGAAUGACUCUUGGAGGAGUUCU